This is a messenger RNA of Stegodyphus dumicola, 1611 nucleotides long. RefSeq lists its product as uncharacterized. The record is from RefSeq and is a predicted model, not a curated record. Gene Ontology annotation, cellular component: nucleus. Lineage: Eukaryota; Metazoa; Arthropoda; Arachnida; Araneae; Eresidae.
AAAAAUUUAGUUCUUAUAAGAAACCAUGAAUAUUAUCUAAAAAUCUGUCUAUAUUUUUAAUGCAACAUCUGAUUAUUUAUUUCAAUUCACUAUAGAUGGAAACUUCAGUGGACACUGCACCUGAAACAGUGUUACCAGAUCGGUCAACUGAAUUAGCCACAGAAACAUCUUUAAAUUCAUUUAUUGAACCUAAAAUAGAACCAGACCUUCAAGAGCCUAGAAAGCAAGAAACAGAAACAACUUUGCUUGUCAAAACACCUGAACCAAAAACUAAAACAGUUCUCCAAACAGAAUCAGUGAUAGAAUCUCAAAUAGAAAUAGAGUCGCCAGAGGAGCAAACAGAGAACGCAACAUGUCAGCAAACACCACAGAACUGCUAUAAAAGGCGAUGGAAUUAUGCUGAAAGAAGAAGAAAAAUACAAAAAAAGGAAACUGAUACUUUAUUAGCUUACAUUAAAGAGCAAAACGAGACUUUAAAAGAAAUAUCAAGUCAUUUAAUAAAAAGGAAUAUUCUGCUAGAAAAUCAAAAUGAAAAGUUAAUUAAUAUUAUGGAAAAUCAAAAUUUAUUAAUUACUAAAUUACUUGAGAAAAUAUAAAAGGAGAAUUUUCUAUGUUUGCUCCAUUUCUUUAAUCUGAAGUUUUAAAACAUGAAAAUAAAAUAAUGACCAUACAAUUUAAAUUAGUCUAAUUAUAUUAAAGCAUUAAAUUAUUUUAAUUUUAAAUCAAAUACCAAGAUUACAUUAUUAAUUUUCUUAUUUGCUCUUGUAGUUUUAUUAGAUAAAAUUACAACUUAUAAAUCUUUAAUAGCAAUUAUUAAUAAAUGUUUUUGGCCUGCAUUAAAGUCUAUUGUAAUAAUCUGAUAGUUGUAUGACUAGGAACAAUAUUAAAUUCAAUGUAAUUACUGUUUUCACUAGUGAAUGGGUUCUAUAAAAUAAGUAACUCUUGACUUCCUGAUUGUGAAAUUAUGUACAGCGAAGUAAGCAAAAAUGUACGUUUAUACAACAGGAUCAUUUGUGGACAUGACUCUGAGUAGCUUAAUCGUGUCUAGAAACAAAUGGUUAAUGUAAUAGAAAAUAUCAUAGUUAAUUCAUAUAUCUGUAAUAUUAUUAUAAAAUAUUCACUGUUAUCUGAGGAAACAUUUUAAUAGCUUUUUAUUAAACUUCUAUUAGCAUUUGAAAUACUAUACAGUGAAACAUUGAGAUACGAGCACCUCUAUAUACGAGAUACAAGGAAAGUAAGAGUGAAAAAUUUGUCUCUAAAUACGAACAUUGACUCGAGUAACGAGCAAUGAGCCAGGCUGUUGGUGUACGUGGUGCCGUUUCCCGAUCUGGCUCGACUUGGAGAAUCAACUCAUCUGAUCACUCAGUAUUCUUUGAUCUACAUGUUUGUGCACUUAUGAGUCAAUUGUUUAUUACAUUUAACAUGAAAAUGAUUAUUUCACGAUGCCUCCCAAGAAGAUUGUUGCCUCAGGAAAGGAAAUAAGGAAACCAUGGCCAUUGAAAUUAAAAAAGAAAUCAUAGAUAAACAUAAGAGUGGUGGAAUUGCCGAAGACUUACGGCCUUUCGACAUCGAUGAUCUGCAUUAUUCUGUAGAAGCAGGAAGAAAUUAAGA